Phyllotreta striolata is the source of this 3275-nucleotide messenger RNA. The record is from the annotation of a GenBank genome assembly. NCBI's taxonomy places the organism in Eukaryota, Metazoa, Arthropoda, Insecta, Coleoptera, Chrysomelidae.
GGACAGUGACAGUAAAGUGAAGGAAACAAUUUACCGUACGCGUUCGUCGUAUUGUAUUGAAAACAGUUAAUUAACGCAAUUCGUAGUGAAGUUUAAUUAAUUGGAAAAGUCAUCGCAAUCUUGAUGAUUCGUACCACUUGUUGCCAGCUACAAUGGAAAACAAUUAUUCAUUUUAAGAUCCCUAUUAGCAUGUAAGCCGCGAUAAUAUGUAACAGCGUAUACGAAUAUAAUGUACAGGCCCCCGCAAAACAGCAACAGAGUAAAGCUAAUAAGGAAGCGGUUCGAAAAUGCGGAAAACAAGAGCAAGUCUCCGGAGAGGAGCGCAAUCGACGUCAGGGAAAGGAGUAACUUAAUCAACUCGAACGGCGAAAUUGGCGAGAAAAUCGGUUUGCAGCGACAGAUAAGCGACCCGAGCAGGAGAAACAUCAAGAGAACUCCCGCUUUUAGGGUGGAGAGGAGCGCCGAUCGCCUGGGCGAUCGCAACAGCUUGUAUGAAAUCAAAGUCAAACAGUUUAGUGCCGUUAAAAACCACUGUGAUAGUAACAGCAAUAUUUUAAACAAAGAUACGAGUGAGAUUGAAUCUUCAUUAGAUGAUAACAAAGUGCCUUUAAGUAAUAAUUCGAACAACCGUUUGGAUGUUGAUUGUUUUAAAAGUAAUACCGAUAAUACCUGCAACAAUUGCCAUGAGAGUACAAACGCAAAUGCGAAUUCAAAAACCGAUUUUUCGCUGUUAUACACACAACCGAUACCUAAGGCUCUACGUAGGAACAAUUCGAAUUGCACUGAGUUCUCUUUAUCGCCUACGACUUCGAGCGAUAGAGCCAUUUCCAGUUUUCCUAAUUCACCGAUCGCCGAUAGCAAAUUCCAAACCAUCUAUAACGUAAGUACAAUGAAAAUCGAAGAUAAACUGGAGGAUUUAAAACACCGGGUUUCCUUAACCGACACCUUGAAGCUGGCGUUGAGUAAACCUUUACCCAAAGGACCGGCCCCGAAAAAACCACCCAGAGCCUUUCAAAUCCCCACCAAGGAAACUCCACCGCCCAAAUCCGACCCGAAAUACAUGCUAAACAAAUUAGAAGACGCCCUGCGAAAGAACAAACUGAAACUAAGGCGUCUCCCGGUUACCCCGCCCGAUGACGCCGAGGACGCCAGCCUGCUGCGAUCCAAGUCCAGCAGGACCCUACCGAGGCUCCCCAAUCGAGACGACAAAAGCGACUACGACUCGGCCUUCAAUUUCAACUGCCUGAACGGCUUCAAAUUCGCCCUCACCAACUACGAGAAAAUCAAGGAGCCCAAUUCGUGCUUCUUCGUCGGGAAUCCCGAGCGCAACAGCGCCCAAGAGGAGCCCGUCUACGCCGAACCGUUCCACUAUCGCAAGGAUUUCGCCGAUUCUUCGGUGGUUAUAAGAAGAGAGGGCUCUUCCAGGAGCAAACAAAGCGCCCGGAAUAGUUUGUAUUAUAUGAGCACACCAUUACUGUCAACGGAAGAAUCUCUGAUUCGCAAUAUGACCGACUCUCCUGAAGUUCAAGCAUCUGCUGAAAAUUCCUCGCUGUCCUCGGGCGCUUCGGACGUGGAGGAAUCCCCCGGCAUCCGCACCCUGAUAAAAUGCUACGAAUCGAAGAGCUCGCCGACGAACCGGAUAGAAGACUUGAAAAUCACGCUGCAGCAAACGCUCGAUAGCAGCUUCGGCGCCAUCGGCGUUAGAGAUACGGACUCGGAAAAUGAGAGCAAAGUCUCGGACAUCAUAAAAAAAUUCGAGACCUACAGACAGACGAUGCCCAAGUAUUCAUCGGUGAAAAUCGGCAAGGAGAAGCUCUUCUACUGUUGCAUGAUCAUAGAGAAAGUGCGCGAUAUGGCCAGCAUCAAAUUUAAAUAUCCCAGAAACGCGGACGUUCCGCAGAGUAUCGAGCAUCUUUGCUUUCCCGAAAGCGAUAACGCUACGCUAGAUAUGUCGAAUCAAACGCAGAAUUAUUCGUUGUUGAUAACGAAUGAUAAAGGGGAACGGACGUUCGGUUAUUGUAGAAGAGUCCUGCCCGAAGGGUCCACUUGCUGCUUGCCUCUGGCUUAUUGCAUUCUGAGCAAAUAUCGAGCGCCCAGGUUCUACAAGAAGAUACUGAUUGAGCUGGAAUCGAGACACGGCCUUCCGAACAAAUACCGCGACGAGCUGAUCAGCCAAUUUUACAACCAGAAGUUCCCCAAGCCCGGCGAUUCCAUUAGAAUCAACCUUACUAAUAUCGAACCCAGUGUUUACAAUAAGACUGACAUUGAAACUAGUAUUAAGGAAAAAUUCGAAGAAUCCACCGAACUAAUAUCCUACGUGCAAGUAAAUCGAACAGGAGAAUUUUUAGGUGUCAACAAAAACGGAGCGCACGUUGAACACAUUUUCAUCAACGAACAGGACAUUAGGAAGAGCUGCUCCACGCCCAGUUACAUAGUACAAACCAAAGAAAAAAACGAGCUGGUGUUGACCCUGCACCCGGACACCAGAUUCGAGGACUCCGAUCUCAAGCAACUGCACGAGCUCCCCGCCGAUGUGUUACUGAAGAUUUUUUCUUCGCUGUUAUUGGAAAGGAAAGUCGUACUCAUCAGUUCUAUGAUAAGUAAGCUUUCUUCUUGUAUCGAUUCUCUUCAAAGUAUACUCUACCCGUUCACAUGGCACCACACUUGCAUACCGAUCCUCCCGGAGUCUUUGUGGGAUAUCGUGGAGAGCCCGACUCCUGUGAUAUGCGGAGUUAUGUCGACGCGAGUACUAGACGAGUAUGUUAUUGAAAACGGGAUUGUAAUCGAUUUGGACAGCAGGACUGUUCGAAAGGAAGAAGGCGAUGAAAAUAAAAUCCUGGCGAGUAGCAUGCAGAAGGUUUGGAAGAGAAGCCUGGCGUUGGCGAGUAAAGCCGCGAGUUCGAUGGAAUACGUCCAGUCGGUUUAUCUUAGUGAUGCCUACUUGCAGGUGUUCAUUCUUUGCUUCAAAGACUACAAGAAGUACUUUAGGGAUGGUGUUUUUCUGAAAGAGGAAUUUCUGAAGAACGCCAAAACGAAAGGGAUGAGGCGAUUUCUGAAGUUGUUUACUGAAACCUACAUGUUCCUGGCGUUUGUCGAUACGGUUACUGGUACUCCGGAAAAUCUGGAGGAGUUUGACAAGAAAAUAGAGAUGUACGGAUCAGAGGAGUCUAAUAUCAUUUUAGAUAAAUUACUUGAAUGGAAUCGGUAAAUGCCAUUUUGUUACUGAUAGUAUUAUUAUUUGUUAAGUGUAAAGCCAUUUUGAUACUGUGUACUCG